Molecule: messenger RNA, 4072 nt
Organism: Ipomoea triloba (trilobed morning glory)
Lineage: Eukaryota; Viridiplantae; Streptophyta; Magnoliopsida; Solanales; Convolvulaceae
Product: probable LRR receptor-like serine/threonine-protein kinase At3g47570
Exons: 4
Coding region: 1-3954 (1317 amino acids)
Biological process (GO): protein phosphorylation
Molecular function (GO): protein binding; ATP binding; protein kinase activity
Source: RefSeq, a predicted model, not a curated record
AUGGAUAGAUUCUUCUUCUUCUUCCCUGUAGCCUUGCUUUGUAGUUUUGCAGCUUCUUUUACAGUCACUGCCCACCACAACAUAUCUACUGAUCAAUCUGCCCUUCUUGCCUUAAGAGCCCAAAUCACUUAUGAUCCUCAUGGCAUUUUAGCCGAGAAUUGGACGACCAAUAAUAAUGCCUCGGUUUGUAACUGGAUUGGUGUCACUUGCGGCCAAAUACACCCGAGAGUCGAGUCCUUGAACCUUUCGUUCAUGGAUCUCGGAAACCGCCUUCCUCCAGAACUAGGAAACCUCUCGUUUCUUGUUUCUCUCGACCUCCGUGGCAACCAUUUCCAGGGCGGUUUACCCCGGGACCUGGUGCGUUUACGCAGACUGAGAUUUAUGAGUUUCAGAGACAAUAAAUUCAGUGGAGAGAUUCCUUCAUGGCUGGGGUACUUGCCUCGGCUUAAAAUCUUGAUAUUGUCAAAUAACAGCUUCACAGGAAGUCUCCCAAACUCCAUGUUUAAUGUCUCAAAGCUGGAGAAGGUGGAGUUACAAUUUAAUCAGCUCACAGGCUCUAUACCUGCAACAAUCUUCAACAUUACAUCCCUGCAAGUGAUUGACUUCUCGAAUAAUAGAUUAACUGGGAAUCUUCCCCGGGAUAUCUGUCAAAAUUGUUCAACCUAUAGUAAAACAGAAAUGGAUAGAUUCUUCUUCUUCUUCCCUGUAGCCUUGCUUUGUAGUUUUGCAGCUUCUUUUACAGUCACUGCCCACCACAACAUAUCUACUGAUCAAUCUGCCCUUCUUGCCUUAAGAGCCCAAAUCACUUAUGAUCCUCAUGGCAUUUUAGCCGAGAAUUGGACGACCAAUAAUAAUGCCUCGGUUUGUAACUGGAUUGGUGUCACUUGCGGCCAAAUACACCCGAGAGUCGAGUCCUUGAACCUUUCGUUCAUGGAUCUCGGAAACCGCCUUCCUCCAGAACUAGGAAACCUCUCGUUUCUUGUUUCUCUCGACCUCCGUGGCAACCAUUUCCAGGGCGGUUUACCCCGGGACCUGGUGCGUUUACGCAGACUGAGAUUUAUGAGUUUCAGAGACAAUAAAUUCAGUGGAGAGAUUCCUUCAUGGCUGGGGUACUUGCCUCGGCUUAAAAUCUUGAUAUUGUCAAAUAACAGCUUCACAGGAAGUCUCCCAAACUCCAUGUUUAAUGUCUCAAAGCUGGAGAAGGUGGAGUUACAAUUUAAUCAGCUCACAGGCUCUAUACCUGCAACAAUCUUCAACAUUACAUCCCUGCAAGUGAUUGACUUCUCGAAUAAUAGAUUAACUGGGAAUCUUCCCCGGGAUAUCUGUCAAAGUCUGCCAAGACUCCGAGUGAUUUCUCUUUCUUGGAAUGGGCUGUCGGGCCAACUGCCACCAAGUCUGCCCCAGUGUUCACAGCUCCAGGUUUUAUCAUUGUUUAGGAACAUGUUCACCGGAGACAUACCUCGAGGGAUUGGAAACAUGACGAUGCUCCAGGAGUUGGAUUUGAACUCAAAUCUUCUCAUGAAUCCCGGGACAAUACCAAGAGAAAUUGGGAACUUAACCAUGCUCACUCAUUUAGGCCUAGGAGACUUGAAUCUUCGAGGUACCAUUCCAUCAGAAUUUGGAGAUUUUCGUAACAUUGGAAGAUUAGUGUUACAUUCCAACAGUUUGCAUGGUUCUAUUCCGCCAGGGAUAUUUAACAACACAAAACUAUUCCUCCUUUCACUCACCGAAAACAACCUUUCUGGCAAUCUUCCAAGCAACAUUAAUCUCCCCAAUGUUGAGUGGUUGUCUAUUGGGGUUAACUAUCUAAGUGGAGUCAUACCACACACCAUCUUUAAUGCUUCUAAACUAAGAACUUUUGAUGUGGUAACCAACAAUUUCCACGGCUCGAUUCCAACAUCACUAGGCCAGUUAAGAUCUAUUGAACAUCUAGGCUUUGGAACUAACUUUUUCACAGAGCCUUACCCUGAGCUUAGGUUCAUUGAUUCUUUGGGAAACUGCAAUAACCUAAUAUACUUGUCUCUCUCAUACAAUCCUCUCAAUGCUGCCAUUCCUUCAUCUGUAAAGAAUCUUUCUUCUCUGCAAUACUUUCUUGCAAGGAAUUCUGGGCUUAAAGGAACAAUUGCACGAGAAUUGGGUAAUCUGAGUAGUCUGGUAACAAUAAAUCUGGGGUACAACUCAUUGACUGGAUCUAUUCCAAUCACUUUUCAAGAAUUAUCCAAUCUUCAAGGUUUGGGUCUUAAUGAUAACAGGAUUGGAGGAUCCAUACCAGAAGCUCUUUGCCAUUUGAAGAAUAUUGGUUUCCUAUAUCUGAGAGGAAAUCAAAUAACUGGUAUGAUUCCAGGGUGCUUGGGAAAUGUGACUUCUCUAAGGAGACUCUACUUAAGCAAUAACAAGCUCACUUCUACUCUACCUGCAAGCCUGGGAAACCUCCAUGAUCUGUUGGCUUUAUAUGCAUAUUCAAACUUUUUGAAUGGAAGCAUACCUGAAGAGCUAGGAAGUUUGAAGGUAGCAACAGAAAUAGAUCUGUCAAGGAAUAAUUUCUCUGGGGAAAUUCCUCGAACACUUGGAGGGCUAAAUCAGUUGAUCAAUCUCUCUUUGGCACAGAACCAAUUACAAGGUCCAAUCCCCAGUUCAUUUGGUGCCUUAGUGGCACUAGAAAGACUUGAUCUGUCUCAGAAUAAACUGGUUGGUAGCAUCCCCAACUCAUUUCAAUCACUGCAAUAUUUGAAGCAUUUCAAUGCCUCUUUCAAUCAACUUUCUGGAGAAAUCCCAACCAAAGGCCCUUUUGCAAACUUCACCCAAGAUUCUUUUCUGUCAAAUGUUGCAUUUUGUGGUGGCUCUCCUCAUCUGCAAUUCCCUCCUUGUCAACCUGAUUCACCUAAAUCUGCCAUGAAAUCCAAAACCCGGAAAUUACUGAUAAUUUUAGCCCCAAUUGGCUCAAUAGUGCUCAUUCUUGGCAUUACUAUGGUGUUUUUAAGGUUUAGAGCGAAAAAAAGCAUCCCCACUAUAACAACCAUAUUUCCUGCUAUAACACAUGAGAGAAUUUCUUAUUAUGAGCUUGAAAGGGCAACCAAUGGAUUCAGCCAAGAAAACUUUCUUGGAAAGGGAAGCUAUGGAUCAGUUUACAAAGGGGUGUUCUUGGAUGGGACAAAUGUUGCAGUGAAGGUUUUCAACCUGGAAAUAGAAGGGGCAUUCAAGAGUUUUGAUGUGGAAUGUGAGGUGUUUCGUAGUAUUCACCAUAGGAAUCUUGUCAAAGUAAUCACUAGUUGCUCAAACCUGGAUUUUAAAGCCUUGAUACUAAGAUUCAUGGGUAAUGGAAGCCUGGAGAAGUGGUUGUAUUCUGACAAUCUUUUCUUGGACAUCCUUAAGAGAUUGGAUAUAAUCAUUGAUAUUGCAUCCGCUUUGGAGUAUCUUCACCAUGGUUAUUCUAUUCCCAUUGUUCAUUGCGAUUUGAAACCUAGUAAUAUCUUACUGGAUGAGGAUAUGGUCGCUCAUGUUAGUGAUUUUGGCAUUACGAAGUUGUUGGGUGGAGGUCGGGAUAGCGCGGUAAGAACAAAGACCCUGUCAACUAUGGGGUAUAUUGCACCCGAAUAUGGGUCAGAGGGCUUGGUAUCGACGAGUUGUGAUGUCUAUAGCUUCGGGAUUUUGGCGAUGGAAACAUUCACAAGAAGAAAAUCGACAGACAACUCAUUCUCCGGAGAUUUCAGCAUAAGGGAUUGGGUAGCUGCAGCACUACAGAACUCAUCAAUGGUGCACAUUAUGGAAGAGAAUAUGUUGAUAUCAUCAGAUGAUGAUGCUGGUGUAGCAGCGGCUAAGGUGGAGUGUGUUACCUUAAUCAUGGAAUUAGGCUUGAGAUGUUCCACACAAUUGUCUGGGGAAAGAACGAGCAUGGAAGUUGCCUUAGUAUCACUCAAGAAGAUCAAAGCUCAAUUGCUGCCCAAAUUGCAUUGAUUGUAUUAGGGGUGGGCAUUUCGGUUCGGUUUAUCCGAUCCGAACCGAACCGAACCGAAUUGGUCCGAACCGAAUUGAUCCGAUCCGAACUAGUAAUACAAAACUGAACGGUUCGAGA